GAACUUAUAUCUUUAUUUUACAUUGAGGUGAAAGUGACAAUAAAGGUCCCAGACUUAGAAGAGGAAAAAUACAUCAGAACUUUACACCAAGGGGAUUUUUUUGGAGAGAAAGCCCUGCAGGGGGAAGAUGUUCGGACAGCUAAUAUCAUUGCUAGUGAUCCUGAUGGUGUAACAUGUCUUAUCAUAGAUCGAGAGCCGUUCAUUCAACUUAUUAGUAACAUUGAUGAAAUUAAACGAAAAUGUUAUGAUGAGGAGGAGGUAACUGAAAGAAAAAAGGUGAAUACAGAAUUUGCCUAUUUGAAAUUAACAGAUAUAAAAGUUGUAGCCACUUUAGGGAUUGGAGGAUUUGGAAGAGUUGAACUUGUGCACAUAAAUGAAGAUGCUUCAAAAACAUAUGCUCUUAAAGUGAUGAAAAAAUCUCAGAUUGUGGAAACCCGUCAACAGCAGCAUAUCUUAUCAGAGAGGGUCAUCAUGGAAGAGGCAAAUUGUGAUUUCAUUGUCAAGCUAUACCACACCUUUAAAGACUCUAAAUACUUAUACAUGUUAAUGGAGGUGUGUUUAGGAGGAGAGUUAUGGACAAUUCUCAGGGAUCGGUGGUUUGAUGGCUUCAACUGGGAAGGAUUACGAUUAAGGACACUGACACCACCUAUUAUACCACAGGUCCAGAAUGCAGUAGAUAUCAGCAACUUUGACCAAUAUCCACACGACAUGAAAUGCCCAGCACCAGAUGACAAUUCUGGCUGGGAUGUUAACUUUUAAGCAAUAUAUCUUAAAACAAAUUUUAAGAAAUAUAUUUUUUUUUAUUCAGAGGUGCUAGAAGAAAGCUAAGAUCUCAACUGCUAAAUCCCUAUCUUCAUAAGAAUGUAUUUUGCAGUUACAUUAUUGAAAAUUAUUUCUGGAAGUAUGUAAGACUGAGAAUUUCACAGUUAAUUAAAAUUCUAAGCAAAACUAAAAUCAGUAUGAAAUAGUUGCUUUGAAUUUUAAUUCUUCAUACUUUCAUUUUUAUCUUGGAGCAAUAAAAUAGUACUUAACAAAAAGAGGGUUGUUUUAUAUGAGAUAGAUCACUUGCUGUAGUACAAAAGUAAAUGACUGUAGAUAGAUAAAAAUACCUAUUUCUGUCAUUAUGAAAUAAAAUUUAGAUGUUGUGAAAGAACAUUUUACUUGUAGUAAGUACCUUAGCAAUUUUUGUUUAUGACUGUUUUCAAAUGUAGAAUGAGGAAUGAUAUUGUAAUAGAUAACAGAAGUAAUGGAAUAACUUUCAAUAAGUGUACAAUUUUCAUUUAAACAUUUUGAAAGUAUAACU
Messenger RNA from Limulus polyphemus (Atlantic horseshoe crab), 1303 nucleotides. RefSeq names its product cGMP-dependent protein kinase, isozyme 2 forms cD5/T2-like. The transcript is spliced from 8 exons. The record is from RefSeq and is a predicted model, not a curated record. The annotation marks the transcript as partial. Gene Ontology annotation, molecular function: ATP binding; protein serine/threonine kinase activity. NCBI's taxonomy places the organism in Eukaryota, Metazoa, Arthropoda, Merostomata, Xiphosura, Limulidae. Gene Ontology annotation, biological process: protein phosphorylation.